Molecule: messenger RNA, 2351 nt
Organism: Lucilia sericata (common green bottle fly)
Lineage: Eukaryota; Metazoa; Arthropoda; Insecta; Diptera; Calliphoridae
Gene: yps
Product: Y-box factor homolog
Exons: 4
Coding region: 331-1299 (322 amino acids)
Biological process (GO): regulation of gene expression
Cellular component (GO): nucleus
Molecular function (GO): nucleic acid binding
Source: RefSeq, a predicted model, not a curated record
AACCAUGAUUUUCAUGUCAUUCGAGUAAGAUCUGGAAAAGAAACAUCAUUGCACAGCGGACAAAAAGGAUUUGGGAGUGAUUUUUUUACCAUCCAUCACUCGAACUUUAAGAACGGAGUAGUUGAAAGAGUCCCCAAAUAAAAAAAAACCUAACAUCCAAACACCAAGAAAAACAGAAAAAUACUUAAAGAAGCUAACAAAAAAUCGGUGAAAAAGGAACUUGUUUAAAAAGUUAAGAAGUGUAAAAAGGAAGAAAAAGUUUACAAGACGAUUUUUGUCAGCUUUUUUGGAUUAAAGAAUUUGUAGUAAAACCAACAAAAGCAAGUAAAAAUGGAAGACUCCAAGCUCCAAGAGCAGCAGCAACAACAACAACAACCCCAAGACUCCCCACAAGGUGAUGCUGCUCAACAAAAGCAGCCACCGCCUGCUAAAGAAGUUAUUGCUACUAAAGUAACCGGUACCGUUAAAUGGUUCAAUGUUAAGAGUGGUUAUGGUUUUAUUAACCGUGACGACACAAAGGAAGACGUAUUCGUCCACCAGAGUGCUAUUGUCAAAAAUAAUCCCAAAAAGGCAGUACGUUCGGUGGGAGACGGUGAAGUAGUAGAAUUCGAUGUUGUCAUUGGCGAAAAGGGCAAUGAGGCCGCCAAUGUUACUGGUCCUUCGGGAGAGCCAGUACGUGGCAGUCAAUUUGCUGCCGAUAGACGUCGUAAUCUUCCCUGGAUGAGAAGAAACCGUCGCAAGCAAGGUGGAGGCGGUGGUGGCAACCAACAACAACAACAGCUACAAGAGGGUCAGGGACAAGCUCAGCAAGGUGGUGACCACCAAGGAGGUCACGAUGGUGAUCAACAAAACCAACCGCAAAGACAGCAACGCAAUUUUAGACGUGGCGGCGGCGGUGGUAUGAGAGGAGGUCGCGGCCGACGCUUUAGAAACUACUAUCCCCGCAACCAGCCCAGACGUCAAGGUGGCGUUGAUGGAGGUAUGGGCGGCGAUGGUGGCCAUGAUCAGAACGCUGACUCUAAUCAAAGGGGCGGCGAUGGUCAAGGUGGCCCAGCCAUGCGUCGCGGUGGUCCACCCAGACGUUUCUUCCGUCGCAAUUUCAAUAAUCGCGGUGGCGGCGGUCCCCGUGGACCACCACGUAAUGACGGUAAUGGACAACAAGGUCCUCCACGUAACAAUCGUCCAAGACGUAAUACCAACAAUAGAAAACCCAACAAUAAUGCUGGAGGACAAAAUCAACAACAGCAACAGAAUGUUGGCCAGGAAGUUAAAAAUACCACUACAGAAAGCAGCGCUUAAAUAAAAGCCUAACAUGCAGCAACAGCAGCCUCUAAUUGUGGUAACCAGGUAAUAACAUUUAGUGGUGGUACAGACAACAACAACAACAACAACAGCUACCAACAAUUUAAAAUAAAAAUAACACUUAAGCCAACAAUUUCAUAUUAUUUUUUCUUAAAAAAAAAAACAUCUUUAAAAAUUACCUUAAUUUGUUUAUUUAAAACCCUAAGACAACAACAAACACACAACUCCCUUUAUUUUUGUAUUUGUGCUUAUAUUAUAUUUAAGUGUUUUAAUUAAUUUAAACAAAAUUCAUUAAGCUUUUCUUUCUCGAAUCACUUAUUUUGUUUUUUUUUCUUCUUCUACAUUUAAACUAUAAAAGUAUUAUUAUUAUUUUUGUAAUAUAUUUUAAAAUAUAUAGCAACUUUUUAAAUAUACUUUUAUUUUUUAAAUUUAUAUAUAAAAAAAAAUAAAAUUUGUUAAUAUAUACAUUUUUAUAUUUAAUAAUUUAUAUAUUUAAACAAAGUUUGGUUUAAUGAAUUUUUUUUCUUAAUCUUUGAGACACUUCUUUAUAACACCAGCAUAUAACAACCAACAUUAUUGUUUUAUACACAAAUUACUAAAAAAAAAUUAUUUAACAUCAUUAUUUUUUUUUAUUUGGAAAAUUUUUGAAAACCUUACUUGAAUCAUAAUCGUAAAAGUUUAAUAAACCAAACAAAAUUUUCAUUUGUUUUCUAAAUUUUCCUUAUAUUUUUUAGAAUUUUUUCUUUUUUUUUUUUUUCAAAAAAAAACUUUUAUAUUGUAUUUUUUUAUAUUUAACAUUAUAAAUAUUAUAAUUUUUUUUUAUUAGAUAUUUUGCUUGUUAAAUGUAAAAUUUAGACCACAUUUUUUUAUAUUUUUUGUUUGUAUACCAAAUAACAUUUAUUAUUUUUUUUAUAAAUUAAACAAACACCUUACAAAACAACAACAACAUACAUCUGUCUGUACAACUCUAGAUAUACAAUUAAAAAUACUACAAAGAAGAAAACAAAAAUACAACAAACAAAUAUUUAAAUAAAAUUUUUGAAAAAAAA